AUUUCUCACAAUUCCGAAAACGUUUAUAAAACUAACUAUUCGUGACGUCACAGCGCUGCGGAAGGUAGCAAACACUUCUUUUCUUGGUAGCAAACUUCCAGUAACCACCUAGCAUCAAGACCACAGAGAUAGCGCAAUAGGAACCUCCUUUACAAUAAGCAGCAGCAGUGGACCCAAACCGGGCACUUGUAUGUACCAUCUUUUGGAACGAUUUCAAUCAUGGUUUUGGUGUCUUCAAAAAUCCUAAAUUCAACUCGAGUCUGGCUGAUUAACAAGCACUUGUCAAUGUACCUUCGCAAACUUUCCAGCUCCACACUGAGAGCGCCUGUGCCAAGGAAAGUACGCAUUGUGGAGGUUGGGCCCCGCGAUGGUCUGCAGAACGAAAAGGUUAUCGUCCCCACCCUGGUCAAAAUUGAGUUUAUAAACAAGUUGACCAGAGCCGGUCUCAAAACUGUUGAAUGCACGAGUUUUGUAUCCCCAAAAUGGGUACCACAAAUGGCUGACCAUGUAGAGGUUUUCAAAGGAAUCACCAAAGUGCCUGACGUUAGUUACCCAGUGUUAGUUCCCAACCUCAAAGGCUUUGAAGCUGCCGUAUCAGCAGGUGUAGAAGAAAUUGCAAUAUUUGGAGCCGCCUCUGAGAGCUUUUCCAAGAAGAAUAUUAACUGCUCAAUUAGUGAGAGCAUUGCUCAUUUUGGCGCCGUCACUCAGGCUGCCAAGGAAAAGGGAAUUAAAAUCAGAGGUUACAUAUCAUGCGUGGUCGGCUGUCCUUACGAAGGCAUGGUUCAGCCGGACGUGGUUGCCAAAUUGACUCGUACCUUGCUGGAUAUGGGGUGCUAUGAAGUGUCACUGGGUGAUACCAUUGGCGUUGGCACCCCUGGCUCUAUCCAGGCUAUGCUAGAAGCUGUACUCGCCGCGCAAGUUCCGGUGGGCAACCUGGCCGUGCACUGUCAUGACACAUAUGGACAAGCUCUUGCAAACAUCUUUGCUGCCCUUCUGAUGGGAGUGUCGGUCGUGGACUCAGCAGUGGCGGGCCUUGGAGGCUGCCCUUAUGCCAGGGGCGCCUCAGGCAAUGUGGCUACAGAAGAUCUGGUUUACAUGCUAAGCGGGAUGGGAAUCGAAACAGGCGUUGAUUUAAACUUGUUGUUGGAAGCAGCCGAGUACAUUUGCACUAAAAUUCACCAACCCACCAACUCGAGGGUUGGUCGAGCACUGGGAAGACUGACCAUUGAAAGAAAAUAACAUCAUCCUUGCAAAGGAUCUAAACCGUCACAUUCAAGACAUGCCAUAUCACUUUCGCAUGCACAUUGUUAAAGAGAUGUCUAUUUUUUGCGCAAAGAAUAAGUAAUAAAAGGAUCAUAUUAUUAAUUGUAAAAAAAACGUCUAGA
Molecule: messenger RNA, 1385 nt
Organism: Neocloeon triangulifer
Lineage: Eukaryota; Metazoa; Arthropoda; Insecta; Ephemeroptera; Baetidae
Product: hydroxymethylglutaryl-CoA lyase, mitochondrial
Exons: 6
Coding region: 220-1239 (339 amino acids)
Biological process (GO): L-leucine catabolic process; ketone body biosynthetic process
Molecular function (GO): hydroxymethylglutaryl-CoA lyase activity
Source: RefSeq, a predicted model, not a curated record